AUGUUCGGGAUCGAAUCGUCGCCGGCAGCGCUGUCGUACCCUUCGGCGUAUUCGUCAUCUCGCUUGAGGGUGCUAACUGGAGCACCUUUCCUGGCCACUAGCGAGAGGUUUGGCUUACCGCAACCCGUUCGUACCCUGGGGCAGUUGCCCUCCACCUACCCGGAGCCUUACCGUUACCAGACUGUUUCCACAUCACAGCCCUGGGGCACUACACCCUCGCCACUUACAGCGCCAUACAGAUACAACUCGGGCAGCCCCUAUCAUAAACUACCGUAUGUUUAUCAUCAAAACGGCAUUGGCCUCGUGCAAAGCUUCCCUCAGGCAAGCUUUUGUGACAUUCCCCAAGAACCCAAGCCAACCCAGAGCUACAUAGGCUUGAUUGCCAUCGCUAUUCUGAGCACCAAAGAGAAAAAACUGGUUCUUAGUGACAUCUACAAAUAUAUUCUCGAUCAUUAUCCUUACUUCCGGUCCAGAGGCCCUGGAUGGAGAAACAGCAUCCGACAUAAUUUGUCACUGAAUGAGUGCUUUAUCAAAUCAGAUCGGAGCUCCAAUGGGAAAGGGCACUUCUGGGCAGUCCAUCCAGCAAACGUGGAGGAUUUCUCUAAAGGUGACUUCCGUCGACGACGAGCUCAGCGCAAAGUUCGGAAGUACAUGAGCCAAAAACGAUCGCAAAGCCAUUCUGAAUCUCUCCAGAAAGAUGACGGGUUAACUCUGGUAGAAGUCACAAACGACACUGAAAAAUUGGAAGAUGACUGUGAUACGGAUAUUCCGUGCGACUGGCCGGACAACGACUCAGAAAUCGACGUUCUGGACACGGAAGACGUUGUGGAUGAGGUGAAAAAACCGGUUCACAGACGAGGUGCCUUCGAUAUGGACACGAUAUUGUCCACUUACUUUCCAUGUGCCAGGAACACUGUGUUAAACGCUGCUUCAGAUAAUGACGAAUUCCCUUCCAAAUCACACGAGGAAGUGCCGCUUAUGCAUAUACAUGAUGGUUGUCGCACGAUUUCCGGGUGA
Messenger RNA from Liolophura sinensis, 1017 nucleotides. RefSeq names its product forkhead box protein C2-B-like. The transcript has a single exon. Lineage: Eukaryota; Metazoa; Mollusca; Polyplacophora; Chitonida; Chitonidae. The record is from RefSeq and is a predicted model, not a curated record. Gene Ontology annotation, biological process: regulation of transcription by RNA polymerase II; anatomical structure morphogenesis; cell differentiation. Gene Ontology annotation, molecular function: DNA-binding transcription factor activity, RNA polymerase II-specific; RNA polymerase II cis-regulatory region sequence-specific DNA binding. Bases 1 to 1017 code for a protein of 338 amino acids.